GGAGAUAAAUUCUGAGAGCAAAUUCAUAGGAUUCCGACUGUGCUACUCAACCCCAAUCAAAACUCGUUAACCUCCUGCGACGUUCUCGCGUAUCACACCUAGCAUUCACUCGACUAAAUUGUAUCCCACGGCAAGAUCGAAAGCCUCGCAAUUGCGACCUAAUCAAUGCAGUCUGGAUGCAUCGCAGAAUAAAACUAAUUUCAAAACCUCCAUACAGAAUCGUCCAGAAGUAGAGCGAUUGCACCAACUGGUACUUCGCAAGCAAAAAAAAAAACGUUUCAAAUUACCCUAAUUUGCAUUUAAUUUAACGAAAAAAAACACAAUUUUUUGCACCAUUAGGCAGCAAUUGUUCAUUUGUUGGAGAGGGAAAGUAUAAAAUUUCCUCUCACAGAGUAAAGCGUCCAAGAUAAAUUAUCUGAUUUCUGCGUGAUCGCAUCGUCGUGACAAGUGGACAGCUGUGAAAGAGCGAUGAAUGAGUCGGGAAAACUGUUGCUGCUCUUCGCCAUGGUAAAAUGCAUCCCUGCGGUGGUACGCCUCCAUUGCGAGAAACGCGUCUGUACCGUGUACAAUCUCCGUUCGAGUGAGGAUUCGUUCGUCUAUCGAUACUUCCCGAACGAUACGAUCACGGUGGUACACAUCCAUCUGCAGGUGGAGUAUGCGGACCGAGUGUUUCUUGAAGACAUUCGGCCGUCCAUCGAGUCGGUGGUGAUAACGGCAUCAGCACCGUUGGCGCGAAUCAGUCUCUCGGGACGGAGCAAUGCAUCGUCACUGACCAUUGCUGAUACCGGCUUGAGUAGGCUGGACGUGGUGGAGGAAAACCAUCAACUGCAGCAACUGCUGAUCAUGAACAGUCAACUGACCCGUGUGCCGGACAUGAUCGGUCAGUUGAGGGGGUUGGUAACGCUCCGAAUCAAGAACAGUCCCAUCGUCGAACUAGAUUUGACACAGUUUUGCCAGCUACCCCGGCUGUACUAUUUGGACGUGAGGAGCAAUCAAAUCUCGCACGUCUUUCGAACUGCGCCUACCAAUGUCCGCUGUCCGGUGCCGAUCGUCUACGUUUAUCUGGCAGAAAACAACCUGUCAGUCUUAAAUAUGACCACGUUCGAUGGGUUCACUCGGCUAAAGUAUCUGGAUCUGCACAACAAUAUGCUUCAUUCGCUUACCGAUUCGUUCGUUGGUCCAGUGCUGCAAGAUCUUCGACUUUUUAACAAUAACCUAACCACACUAAGCUUCUGUCAGUGGUACGUUCCGGAGCUGCGGCGGCUAGCGCUCAGCAUGAACAGGCUUACGGGCGUCCCGAAAUGUAUGAUCAACGCACCGAACAUCUCGUACCUGAACUUGUGCAGCAACAAUAUAUCCAGCGUGACGCUCGCUACCUUUGCCGGGAUGGACAAUCUGCGCUAUCUGGACGUGUGCAGGAAUCGGCUAACGUCGGCAGUGCUGAACAGCACCAGCUAUCCAAAAUCGUUAGCAACGGUUGGGUUGGGCCGCAAUAGGCUCACGCAGCUCGAUUUGUCGUGGGUACCGCUGCGCAAAGUGCAUCUUGGUAUAGAACAUAAUUUUAUUUCACAAUUUGACAUAAGCAAAGUGUCCGCUAAUGUCACCACAUUAACAAUGACCGGGAAUCCGAUCGACUGUUCCUGGAGCGCUCAACCCGUGCCUGGGUUGCUCCAUGUUGAUCGUGCGUCCGCACAGUGUGUGCGGGAUGGGGAUUAGGUUUGGUUUUGUUUAAGUGAUAAAAUUAUUAAUAAAAAGAAUGAUUUAAAUAUACAUCGAUUGCUCUACCCAAGCUACGCGUUCCUGUAAAUUCGUUAAUUUAAUGCUAAAUUCCAUUAAACGAUUACAAAGUUCCACUAGUGAUUGGCAAUCCUCUGAACGGUGGCGGAUCAACCUAGGAGCGGAAGGAGCGUGUGCUCGGGGCCUCGACGGUCAGGGAAAUCCUGUUGUUUUCCUCUAUUAUCUAAUUUCAAAUAGCUUGACCCACCACUGCCUCUGAAUGCUUGAAAGGCUUCAUUAUAUGAUUAAAAACCAUUGCAAGGAAUUUAAUUAAUUUUUUAACUAUUAGGGA
Molecule: messenger RNA, 2068 nt
Organism: Anopheles stephensi (Asian malaria mosquito)
Lineage: Eukaryota; Metazoa; Arthropoda; Insecta; Diptera; Culicidae
Product: podocan-like protein 1
Exons: 1
Coding region: 469-1716 (415 amino acids)
Molecular function (GO): protein binding
Source: RefSeq, a predicted model, not a curated record